AUGCGCACAGCAGCCAUAAGUACUGCCAACACUCCAAAACCAUCCACGAAACCUCGCGCUCCACUUGGCGCACGCAGGCCCCGAGGCCCAGCGGCGCAGGCAAUGCCCGCGCUGCCCCGCACCCUCGGAGGCCUCUCCUCCCGGCCCCCCGCCCUCCAGCGCCUCGCCCCGGCCCGCGCGGCCUCCUCCCAGCCGCGGUCACCGCCCUCCCCCGCACCCCCCCGGGACUACUUCGCCAACGACUCCCGGCCGAUAAUCCUCUACGACGGCGUCUGCAACUUCUGCAACGGCGGCGUGAACAUGAUCCUGGACAACGAUCCGUCCGGCGUGUUCAGGUUCGCCGCGCUGCAGUCGAGCGCCGGGCGGGCACUGCUGUCCCGGUGCGGGCGAUCCCCGGACGACCUCACGUCGAUGGUGCUGGUGGAGAGGGACGGGUGCCACGUUCGGUCGGCCGCCGCCCUGGCGAUCGCGAGCAAGCUCGGCGGCGCGAUCGGCGCGCUCAGCCUGCCGCUGUGGCUGCUGCCGCGGGCCGUGCGGGACGCGGGAUACGACUUCAUCGCGGACAACAGGUACAAGAUUCUUGGGAUUCGGGAUGCGUGCCGGAUUGGUGACCAGCGACAUGGGGACAGGUUCAUCGAGUGA
Messenger RNA from Ostreobium quekettii, 642 nucleotides. The record is from the annotation of a GenBank genome assembly. Lineage: Eukaryota; Viridiplantae; Chlorophyta; Ulvophyceae; Bryopsidales; Ostreobiaceae.